This is a messenger RNA of Macrobrachium nipponense, 5049 nucleotides long. RefSeq lists its product as uncharacterized. The record is from RefSeq and is a predicted model, not a curated record. Lineage: Eukaryota; Metazoa; Arthropoda; Malacostraca; Decapoda; Palaemonidae. Gene Ontology annotation, molecular function: chloride channel activity.
AUGAAGGAUAAAGAAGUGUUUCGGAGAAGUCGUGCGUCUGGUUUAUACACCCCGCUGCCAGUAAGAACUUUUUCCCCUAGGUAAGACUAUAAGUGACGCUAACACCAGUCGAGCAACAAACAUCCCAGUUGGUGGUUUCUGCUACCGGCAUUAGAAGAAGACAAAUGCGUCUCCUUAUUUACUGUGAUAUAAUCAAUCCUAGGAUGGUAUAGUGCGGUCUUUCUCCUGUCUCAAAGGUACAUUGGCAAGCAAUUGCCUGCCCCUACUAUGUUUUGUAAACUGACAGCUUGCUCGAGCACCAUAGACUGGUUUUACUUGGGAGGGGAAAAUGACGCAAUCUAACGCUGUGCUGUGGCUUAAAGGCCUUUUACACCGUAUGAACGUUUCUGGACCCCAUUCUUCUAUUGGUUUGAUACUUAAGCUGAGGAAAUUUUAGAAGUCCUCACAGGAAGAACUGUGUCCAAGAAAAUUCUCCGGAAGAGUGAUCCUGCUUUAGCCUGAUCCGCAAAAAUCCGGAGGUGUGGUGGAAAACAAAGUACAGUAGACUUAAGGUUUAGCGAAAUUAGCUGAAACUGAUACGUCCUUCAAGUUCAGAUGUAGAGAGUAAGAAGCCUACUCAUGCCUUCAAGGAACUAACGCAACCCUGUAUGCUUAAAUCGAGAAUGCUAUUUUAUUAUUAAGCUAAAUUUAAUCUGUAAUUACCAAGGUGCUGCUAUAUAUUUCAUUUGGAAUAGAAAUAAACAUAAGGACACUGUGAUUUACGUCAGUGAUAAAGCUAAGGACUCAGACGGAACUGUGAUAAAAUCAUUACCUCGUAUCUCAGAAACAAAUCAGUAAAUUUGGAACAGAGACAAUCUGUGAUUAACUUCUACCUAAUUUGCUUUCAAAUAAUGAAUCGUUAUCAGUACGGCGGAUAAAAGGUUAUUCAUGCCCUUAAAAAUAUAGAUUUAGGAAACAGUUAUUUUUGUGCUUCUUGCGUCCAUUAGACAUCGUGAUUUUCGACGAUUUAAAAAGUAAAAAGAAGACGAGAAACAAGUUGUCGGGCGAAUCCUAUUGCCACUGUUUUGAAAGAAGUUUCCGGACUUCUUGGGGAGACACAGUACUGACAUGAGUGCUAAAUAUCCUGCUGCUACGAAUCGUUUUUUUCGUGAAGUGUGAGGUGGAUUGGGUGCAAGCAUUUCAAUUGUUUGGAAACUGGUGAUAUACAAGGCAUAACGAAUGAAUCAAUAGACAGACUGGACUCGUUACAAAAGUGCCUGUGAAGUGCGUGUUCUGUGGCCAGGAAGGCGGAUCUUGACCGUCCAUGGCAUGCGAUUGCUUGCGCCGCCUGGGGACUGAGAGAUCCCUCAGAUCUUGAUUUAGUGUUGGCGUUGCUGAGGCACUAGAGUGAAUCACUCUCUCUUCCUAUCGAAGUUCAACUACAAUGAUUUUCGAUUCGUUUGGGAAAAUCCAUGUUGACCUCCAAAGAUACGAAGAAUACUCAAGUUGACGACGGCAGAUCCUGACUGUUGUCCAAAGAAAGGGAAGUGAGCAGAAGGGAAUAGGUUGAGAAGACAUUUGUCACCAUGACUGUUACCUACACACACGAGGUUGCAACCUGCAACAAAUUUGGUACCUUUUGGAAGUUAUUGUUCAGAUGGAAAGGCGGUAUUUAUAAAUUAGUAUGGCCGGAACUAUUCGUGUACACGUUCCUGUAUUACAUAUGCAGCAUCGUCUACAGAUUCCUUUUGGAUGAGCCCAGUAAAAGAACCUUCGAGAAGGUGUCGCUAUACUGCCAGUACUUCUCUGAUCUUAUACCGGUGUCGUUUGUGUUAGGUUUUUAUGUGUCCAUUGUCGUGCAAAGGUGGUGGAACCAGUAUCAAACCCUUCCAUGGCCAGACAGUCUGGCCCUAUUUAUUUCAACAUCCAUCCAUGGACAGGAUGAACGUGGCAGGCUUAUGAGGCGGACUAUAAUGCGGUACUGUAACCUUUCAGUGCUAUUUACGUUCAUAAUGAUAGCACCCGGAGUUAAGAAGCGCUUUCCAACUAGAGACCAUUUAGUUGAAGCUGGUUUCAUGACAGAGAAUGAGCAGAAAAUCUUUGAUGAUUUAGAUACUAAAACACCACAUCCUAAAUACUGGAUGCCACUUGUUUGGGCUGGAAGCAUUGUAGCAAGAGCUAGGAAAGAAGGAAGAAUUCGUGAUGACUUUGCUGUUAAAACUAUCAUUGAUGAAAUCAACAGGUUUCGUGGUUUAUGUGGAGGACUUCUCAGUUAUGAUUGGAUAAGCAUCCCUCUAGUUUAUACUCAGGUUGUGACUCUAGCCGUGUAUACCUUUUUUAUUGGCACAAUUAUGGGACGUCAGUUCUUGGAUCCAAAGCAAAAUUUACCCAAGCAAGACAUUGACUUCUAUGUUCCAAUUUUUACCUUUCUUCAAUUUUUUUUCUAUAUGGGUUGGUUGAAAGUGGCUGAAUCUCUUGUGAAUCCCUUUGGAGAGGAUGAUGAUGACUUUGAAGUCAAUUGGUUGGUGGACAGGAAUUUACAGGUAUCGUACUUAAUUGUGGACGAAAUGCACAGUGAGCAUCCAGAACUUAUUCAGGACAAAUACUGGGAUGAAAUUUUCCCUACAGAGCUUCCUUAUACCAUUGCUGCUGAGCAGUUCAGAAUAGAGCCUCCACAAGGCUCAACAGCUAAUUUAGAGGUCCCAGAGCUAGAACAAGAGUUCUUGCCUCUUCUAGAGGAGGAGGAGGAGGAAGACGAACCAGUUCAUGGUACAGAUGCAGUUCAGGAAUUGGAGAAUGGUGAAACGAAGGCCAUAGACAUAAAGUUAACUGGGAGUAGAGUAUCAUCAGCUUCUGGCUUGGCAUCACCUCCCCAGUCAGCGAGCCGAAAACCUUCUAUACUUUCUCAACUUGUCCAGAGAAUGAAAUAUGGCAGCAGUGAUAAUCUUAGACGCAGGAGUAUACGACCCAUUGGAAGCACAACUUCAAUGCGUACAGCAAGAAAGAAUCGUGGAUUCAAUAGAUCUGCUUCAAGGAUGUCAUCCACUUCACAAGUUACAAGCCAGAGUCGGGAAUCUGUUACUCGAAAUCCAACACUGCUCACUCAGGGUAGUGGUAUCUUUCGCAUGUCUGAUUUGUCGAUAAACACAGCUGGCCGAGAUGAUCCCACUAGUCCAAAAAGCAGAGGUGGCAUUGGUUCACAAGAUGAUGAUGAGCCAAUACACAUAAAAAUAAAAAGAAGAGAUAAAGAUGGUCGGGUAAUUAAAUCGCCUUCAUCAGAUGAAUUUGAGUGUGAAAGUGAGUCAAGUCGCACAAAUCUUAUUGGGAAUUUGAAAAAGCCUGGAUCUCGGAUGUUCGCAUAUGAGAGUAUGAGUGAUGAGAACUCAGAGGACAAUAAUAACAUGAAGCGGGCUAAAGCAGACAACAAAAGUUUGGGCAGUAGCUGUUCUACGACGUCCAUCUUUCAAGGUGAUGAUGAUGAAAAUGAAAAAAGCCUUGAUGUUGAUGAAAAAAUAGCAGGUGUGUGUUUUAUUUUUUUUGAGAACAUUCCCAGGCACAGUGCCCAACUUCAGACGAAGCAGAAGCGGGGGGUGAUCAAGGGCCUGAAGGGGGCGUUCAGCAAGAUCCGAAUCCAGAGUCCGCAUCAUCCCCAAGAGUUGAGUAAGUCAGCAGCUGCUGCAGCAUCAUCCUCAUAUACUUUAAGUAAAUGGCUGAGUUCCGAAAGCUCAAAAGUCUAUCCAGUGAAGUCAGAUGAAGAUGAGCAGUUUGCUGAUGAAGAACCAGUAGUACCAAGAACAGGAGGUGUGAGCUGUAGCUUACCAGUUUCACCAGCCCGGAGAGUACCCUCAGGGAGCAGCAGGACAGCAAAAAGUUUGGGGACUUUUGACUCGGACACAGAAAGUUGUGACUUAGGAAGUCUUCUGGACAUACCAUUAUCUCCUCCUGAGAGUCCAAUGAUCAAAAUCAAUGGAAAGAGCAUUGACCAAGAGAGGGAAAUGCCUACUGGUGAGAGCACUCCUCAAGUGAAAGUUAUUCUCACCACACCAGAAGAAUGUCUCCUCACUCCACAGAAGUCUUUAGGUGAUACCAAAAUUGACAUUUCAAAAGACACUGAAGAUCUACCAGCACAAGGAAUGGCCGAAUCCUCAGAAAAAGCUGGUAAGGAUACUUUAAGUGAAGCCAAACUGUCAAUAUUAACAGAAAAGGAACUAGAACCAAUACCUGAGGUAGAAGAUAACAGUGGUGGGAAACAUACCAGGGAAAUGUGGGUAUGACAGUGGCUGAAACAUUAAGUAGUGAAGCACAAUGUUUUUGUUUUCAAUAGUUUUGUAUGUUAGAUUAUAUAAUAUUUUACCUAAAGUUAUUUUAAACUUUUACCACGUAGAUUAUACAAUUAUUUGGUAUUUAAAUUUUAUACUGUAAAUACAAUAAUUAUUGCAGCGUUGUCUGUUUUCCACAAUUGUUCAGAGGAAACUUGGCUCUGUAUUAGGAAGUGACUUUUUUAGGGAUACUAUUUAGAUAUCUUUGGUUCUUAAGCAAGAAUCCAUACUCCAUUCUGAAUCCAUACUCCAUUCUGUAUCAUAACUGUGAAGUGGUUUACCAUGUAAAUACUGAGCAUCAUAAACCCAUUAGACAUUAGAUUUUAUAAUAAUAAUAAUAUGUGCUUGACAGACAGUGUGUGUGCUGUACACAUAAAAUGUACUAUCGUAGGCAGUCUGUAUAUUAUUACUGGUUUUGGUCACUAAUUUUCAUUACUGAUCUGCUUAACCAGAACACUUUACACUAAAAAAAAUUUUUAAUGGUAAAUUAAUAAUACAUUUUCAUCUUAUUCAUUUAUGGAAUUUGCCAGGGAACUAAAUACUUAUAACAGUUGAGAUCAAAAUUCAAAGGUUUUCAAGAGAAGGUAUUUCUAGGAUUGAAGUACUUUGCAGCUCUUAUAAUUGUGGUUAUAUAAUAUGACAAUCACCUAAUUUUACUUAUUUAAAACCUGCACAGGAUUUUCCAACUUAAUUUGCUGGUAGUACCAUCAAUAAAUCAUUGUUAAGGAUGCUAUAUAAAUAAUUUUACUGA